Messenger RNA from Paramuricea clavata, 816 nucleotides. NCBI's taxonomy places the organism in Eukaryota, Metazoa, Cnidaria, Anthozoa, Malacalcyonacea, Plexauridae. The record is from the annotation of a GenBank genome assembly.
AUGGGUGACAUAUGUGUGGUCGAACAGCCAGAAACAGAAAUCCAUCUAGAAGAGAUGACAGCACUAUCUAGAAGUGAAGAUAUAACAACGAAGAUGUCAACGAUGUUAAACAAUAGCACGGGGGAGUCGACCAUCAACAAUAGCAAUUCAACUGCAGUUAUGAAUAUGAACGGUAGGAUAUUAGAACGUAAUGAACCACCGUAUAAUAUCUUAAGUACAGCAGGGCUAAUUAACACCUCGGGCAAUAUCACAACAAAUGCAUCGGUUGCUAAUCCAGCUGAAUCUAACAAUGCAAUAGGGUCGAUUAGUGUGAAUGGGGUUCAAGCAAGCAAUAACGAUCGCUUAGUAGGCCACUUCAUUUCAGAAAAUGUUUUCAAUCUUAGCCACAAAGUAUUAAAUGAAACUGAGAUAAGUGUUCUGAGUAAAGGCUUACAGUUUGUUCCAACUACAUUUAAGAUAGAUGAAGAGGACUUAAGGAAAGACUUUAACGAAUUUACCCGUAGAAUGCGUAAUAAAUGGCAUUUCAGAGAUAACGUAACGGCGGACUUCAGUGAAAUUCCGGCAUUUCGUCCGAAAUCCACCUGGACACCACCUAAAGGUUGUCCGUCCUUAGAACUAUUCUUAAGUCAAAUUGAAAAAGAACUGUUUGAGUGUGUACCGCAAAAACUUUGGAAACACAAUCUUAGUAAGAUUGAGUGGCUAGCUUUGAAAACAUUGACUGAAGAUAACAGUAUAAUUAUUAAACCAGCGGAUAAAGGGUCGUGUGUUGUGGUCUGGGAUAGAGAUGACUAUUUAGCAGAAGGUUUUCGCAACUAA